Messenger RNA from Laccaria bicolor S238N-H82, 870 nucleotides. RefSeq lists its product as uncharacterized. Lineage: Eukaryota; Fungi; Basidiomycota; Agaricomycetes; Agaricales; Hydnangiaceae. Bases 1 to 870 code for a protein of 289 amino acids. The transcript has 4 exons. The record is from RefSeq and is a predicted model, not a curated record.
AUGGCGAUGGCCCCUCGACACAAAGAAUCAGGCUCUAGCGAUGAAGAAGCGCCAGAAACUAUAUCACUAACUCAGUCAAAGCAGAGCGUGCACCGUCGCGAAACGGAGCUAAAGAAAGCAGAAAUUUUAGUGAAAGAGAGGAAACGUGAAGAGAAUCGGGAAAGGGACAGAAAAUUGAAGGAGAGGGCGGAGAGGAACAGGGGAAAGCAAAAGGAGAAGAGUGGAAGUAGCCGUGAUCUGGACCUGGAGGCGAGGAUGCAGAGGGCAAUGCAGGAAGCCCAGGACGAAAUGGGUGAGGAAGAAAGCGGCGACGAGGAAGAGUUUGAGGGUUUUGGUGGCUUGGAAGGGUCAGACGAUGACGAAAGUGGAGAAGAGUUGAGCAGCCAGGAAGAAGAGUCAGGCUCAGACAACGACGAGAGCGACAUGGAGUCAAAUCUGAACGACUCAGACCGGGAUGAGCAACCAGGUCGGAUAUCAAAUCCUGACCAUCUCCCCGACGAACUAUUUGAGGCUGCUUUCAAAGCCUCGACGACCUCGUCCAAACGGAAAGUGGAAGACAUAGAUUCGAAGACACAACUGCCCUCAAGAAAACGUAAACGCAACAAUGCGCCUCCAAAAGACCUUGUAAUAGGCUCACGGGCAAUUCGGGUUCUCCCCGAAGCCAACAAGCCAUCGACUCCGUCCGCACGCCCUUCACGGAAGAUCAGGAAAUUUCUAGAUCGUACUCUGGCUCUGAAAGGUGGAAAUCCCAAAGCAAGGGGAUGGGAACGACGACCUGUUAACAUUGGUGUCAUGCGUCGCAACGGCGGGCCUGCUGCUAAUUUUUCACUGAGUUUUGAAAUGAUGAGCAACCUGUCUAACGGACAAUAA